Molecule: messenger RNA, 1173 nt
Organism: Dissoconium aciculare CBS 342.82
Lineage: Eukaryota; Fungi; Ascomycota; Dothideomycetes; Mycosphaerellales; Dissoconiaceae
Product: protein phosphatase methylesterase
Exons: 1
Coding region: 1-1173 (390 amino acids)
Biological process (GO): protein demethylation
Molecular function (GO): protein methylesterase activity
Source: RefSeq, a predicted model, not a curated record
AUGAGCGUCGAUGGUAACCCUGUCAAGCGCCCACGACCUUCACCUCUGCCACUACCAGAGCUCACCGGGCCCGACGAGAGUUAUUCCUCAGACUCUUCUGCCUCGUCUGCAGCCAGCAUUGCCACAGUACGGCCCCUCUCCGGAGAGCAGCCCGCGCCUGAUUCGCAUUGGACGAGAUUCUUCGAUCAAGAACUCUACCAUGAUCAAGUACUGGAGAACGGCGACCAUGCACGCUAUCACGUCUACAUCACCUUGCCAUCAAACUUGAGUAAGGGACCGCUCUUCAUCUGUCACCAUGGAGCAGGAGCGUCCGGCUUGUCAUUUGCAGUGUUUGCUCAAGAAGUACGACAAUUGCUUCCCGAAGCUGGAAUCCUCAGUCUCGAUGCACGGGGCCAUGGAGACUCUACAGUCAUUGGUGCCUCCGGGGCACCCAUCGUCGACUUCAGCCUGGAAACCCUCGUCGCUGAUGUGAUCUCUAUGAUCCGGCUGACGGCCAAAUCGCUGUCUUGGCCGACCAUCCCGCCAACGAUCCUUAUCGGCCACAGCCUCGGCGGCGCUGUCAUGACCACUCUCGCUACAGAUCCACACUACAAGAUCUUCGGCAACAACCUCGUCGGCUACAGCGUCCUCGACGUGGUCGAGGGCUCUGCAAUCGAAGCUCUCACUCACAUGCGUCGACUUUUAACUUCCCGUCCACAAUCCUUCGACAGCGUCGACGCAGGAAUCAAGUGGCAUAUUAGCUCGCGCACUCUCCGCGACGCACGUAGCGCCGCCGCCAGCGUGCCCAGUUUGCUGAGGCCUACCUCCGAGCGCGCCACCGCUGAUCCGGACCUCAGUGACAACGCGCGAGUCACCUGGCGGACCGACCUGUCUUCCACAGCGCCUUGGUGGGAGGGCUGGUUCACGGGUCUUAGCAAGAAGUUCCUGAUCGGUCACGGCGCAAAGUUGCUGAUUCUAGCCGGUACGGAUCGUUUGGAUAAGGAGCUCAUGAUUGGUCAAAUGCAGGGUAAAUUCCAACUCGUUGUGAUCCCCGAAGCCGGACAUUUUGUGCAGGAGGAUGUCCCUGCACGCACAGCGGAAUUGCUGGUCGAGUUUUGGAGGAGGAAUGAUCGCGGUGCGAUGGUCUUGCCGCCGAAGGUCAGUGACUUGUUGAAAAUGGGAAAGAAAGUUUGA